Hemisphaericaspora subhashii is the source of this 368-nucleotide messenger RNA. RefSeq lists its product as uncharacterized. Lineage: Eukaryota; Fungi; Ascomycota; Pichiomycetes; Serinales; Debaryomycetaceae. The record is from RefSeq and is a predicted model, not a curated record. The transcript has a single exon. The annotation marks the transcript as partial.
AUGGCAUUAUGUUCAGGAUUAUCGCAGAAUAUGAGACUCGGUAGAUCUUCUGAAGAUGUAGCUUAUGCUAAUUGGUUGAGUAGAAUGCCGUAUGAUCAGAACUUACAUGGUUCAAUUAAGUUACCCGAUUAUAUAAACCAAGUUAACUCAAUUGAUGAUUUAUUAGAAAGUAUAUUUCCCCAAGAUUUAUUUUUGAGUGGUCUUGCUGAUCCAGUCCAAUACUUUUCCGAGCGCGCUGUGUUGGCUAUCAAAAAUGAGAGAGUCAAAGAUCUCAAUGAUAUGUUACUUGAGAGAUUACCUGGAGAAUGUACAAUUUUUGAGUCAAUUAAUGAAGUGGAUGAUGGUUUAAAUGGUGCUACUGAUAACAG